UCUGAAGCUCCCCCUGCUUGUGCUUUUUCUCUGUCAAAUAAAUAAAUGUCUUAAAAAAAUUAUGUACUCUUUAAGGACCAGGAAUGUUAGUCAUCUUUGGAUUCGACAGCAUCUAGCACCAGGUCUUGUACGGGGUAGGUGCUCAGUAAGUAAAUGGUUGAUGAAUGAGUAUAUGAAAGGAAGGAACAGAUCUCUGGGGCAAGUGUAGUGAGUCCUGUUCUGCCAGGUGCCUCCUUAGCUCCCACUUUUCUUAUUCCUGGGGUUUGUGUCAUUGGAUGAUAAGGAUAGCAGUGAACUUGCGUUGAGGGCUUGCUAUGUGCCAGGCACAGUACUAAACACUUUUCCUGUGUUAAGUUAGUUAAUUCUCACAGCCCUUUGAGGUAGGUACUAUUUUUUUCCACAUUUUUAUUUAAAUUCGAGUUAGUUAAUAACAUAUGGUGUAUUAUUGAUUUCAGGAGUAGACUUCAGUUCUCAUUUGGACUUCCAUACACCACCCAGUGCUCCUCACAGCAGGCGCCCUCCUUACUGCCUGUCCCCUGUCUAGCCCAUCCCCGGCCCACUGCCCUCCAGGGAGGUGCUAUUUUUAGAUCCUAUGUUAGAGAUGAGGAGGCAGAUUUUAGAGAGGCUGAGCUCUCAAAGACAAGAAUAGGUGGAACUGGGUUGAUGUUCCAUAGCCUCUGUGAGGAGCUAGGAUCAUCUCUGGAUGGGCAGCUUGGGAACACUAGGCCCUCCUCUCCUUCCUCCCUGCAUAGCAGGGUUGAGGCAGAAGAAUGGACACAAGGAUCUGGUAUGAAGACUGUGGGAUGGACGGUGGUGCCCCUCUCCCCAUCCUUCUUGGCUUGAGGGGCGUAUGGUUUGCAUUGCCCGCCACCAGAGGGAGCAGAGGCAGGGCAGCCCAGUGGGUGAGGCCUUCCGGCGGUUGUCACUGCCAGGGUCUGGUGUCCAUUACUCCAGAGGGACAUUUAGGCUGAGACAACCUCCCUACUACACACCAAAAAAGGGUCCUAGGUUGAGACCUUCCAUCUAAGUGCCCUCAGACUGAGAGACCCUACAGGGACCCCCAGGCUGCAACUCUUUGAGGGGUCAUUUGGCUGAAGACAUUCCAGAGGGGAUCUCACAGGGGGCUUCCCCACAGCGAGAGACUCUAGGAGGGUCCCCCAGACUGAGACUCCUCAGUGGGAUCCAAGUUUGAGGCACUCUUGGAGAAACCCUCAGAUUGAGCCCCUCAGGGGGUCCCCAGAUUGAGACCCUCUGAGGAACAGGGAUGAUGAGACACUGUUGGGAGGGCCUUUUCAUGGAGACACUUCUAGCAGUACAGGGGAGCCCUAGAAGGAGACACAGGGACGGGCUGGGAGGGGCGUGGGAGACAUGCUCCUGACCUCAGAGUUCAGGCUUUGGGCCCCCCCCCGCCCCUCCUUGCCUUGACCCACACUAACUCGCCUGCCCUUCUCCCUUCCCCCUCCGCAUCAGGUGAGGAGGUCCACUGGGGUCAUUCCAGGCUUCCUGGGAUGUCACCCUGGGCACUGGAUUGGGGUGGGGGGGCGGUUAGGGAAGGCAUGGCUUUCUGAGGGAGGGAGAAGCAGGCAGCCCAACCUGUUUGGAGGGGUAGUUAACUGCCAGGUAACCCAUCUGGGUCUCUCUCACACAUGUGCGUGCUGGCCGAGGGGAGCUGAAGGGGAGUCGGGACAACACUCAGUUGGGCCCCCUCUACCAGGCUGCCCUUCUGUGGCCCCUUCCCCACCUCUCAACCGUGGGGACUGCAGCUAUGAGUGUCACCACCCAAACUGGCCCCGGUGGGAGGAGUAUGAGUACGUGUGUGUGACAUGGCAGAGUACAGAGUGGUCCCCGGGGACCUCUCUCAAUUCACAUGUCCCUCAUUCCCUCUGGACCACAAGCCCUGCCUCGAUCAGCCUCUGAUUCUCCUUCUGAAAGCCCCUCCACUUCCCUGCCCUACAGUUCUUCCAGGAUUUUCCUCCCGGGCUUGACCCCGCAGUGUUGCCAAGCCCCCACUCUUCCCUUCCCUUUCUCGGGCCUUGACUCUGCCUGCUGGUCUGGGGCCAGGGGCAAUCCAGACCCAGCCCUUCAUGGUCCCCUCCAGUGGCAGGGUGGGCGGGCUCUUGGAGCUCUGGCCAAUGGAGGGUGGGGCCCACGCCCCUGGCUCACAGCCCAGACGACAGUAAGAGCAGGGGAGGCUUCGGGAGGAGGCCCAGCCCCCUGCCUUCCCUCCCUGCCCCCAGGUAUAAGAGCUGAGCUCAGGUGCGCCAACUCCUCGCGUCCUGUCUCAGCAGCUCCCAGCAGGCAGAUCAUGAGCCAUCGGCUCCCCUGGAGCCAGCUGUAGGACAACACAACUCUCACCAGGACAAGCGCACCGGGCACCAUGGGACAGUGUCGGUCAGCCAAUGCUGAGGAUGCGCAGGAAUUCAGCAAUGUGGAGAGGGCCAUUGAGACCCUCAUCAAGAACUUCCACCAGUACUCUGUGGAGGGUGGGAAGGAGACGCUGACCGCCUCCGAACUACAGGACCUGGUCACCCAGCAGCUGCCCCACCUCAUGCCGAGCAACUGUGGGCUGGAAGAGAAAAUUGCCAACUUGGGCAGCUGUAACGAUUCUAAACUGGAGUUUGGGAGUUUCUGGGAGCUGAUUGGAGAAGCAGCCAGGAGUGUGAAGCUGGAGAGCCCUGUCCGGGGCAGCUGAGAAACUUUUCCUGGAAUUCUUGAGGGGAUGUUGGGGUCUAGAAAUAAAAGUCCUCUCCACCUGCAC
Callorhinus ursinus (northern fur seal) is the source of this 2758-nucleotide messenger RNA. It is a transcript of the gene S100A14, whose product is annotated as S100 calcium binding protein A14. Lineage: Eukaryota; Metazoa; Chordata; Mammalia; Carnivora; Otariidae. Gene Ontology annotation, biological process: positive regulation of granulocyte chemotaxis; toll-like receptor 4 signaling pathway; response to lipopolysaccharide. Gene Ontology annotation, cellular component: perinuclear region of cytoplasm. The record is from RefSeq and is a predicted model, not a curated record. Gene Ontology annotation, molecular function: calcium ion binding; calcium-dependent protein binding; chemokine receptor binding.